UAGAGACCUCCUGUCGGCUGUUUCCGGAAAUGCUCGGCUCUCUCUCCCUCAGCCAGCUGCAUCAUGGCAGCUCCCGGGAGCCUCGGCGUGUGACGGCUGAGGAGAGGCGAGGAAAGGGGGACAGGACCAUGAAUCGGGAGACUCGGGGAUAAUAGAGAGCGAUUUGAAACUUUCAACACAUUGAGCGCUGAUCUAGGAAGCACAAUUUGCUUAACAGGAAGUCCACCCUCCCUUCCAUUUUGUGUUUCAUUUGCCGCAUGAUCCCUGAAAAGUCCUGGAUUAUGUUUGUCGCACUUUUCCUGUGCUCGAUCAUCUGGCUGAAUCGAGGUUUCAAGCUCAGAAUAAGAGGCAGCUAGGCCUAGCUAUAAUCUUCUUCUUUUCCCAUACUAAAUUUUCUUUCAUCUUUUUAUCGGACUUCACUGCAGAAGAGGAUUUACGAUAUCCCCUCUGUAGGAUAAUGUUAGUGGAAAGCCCCAAUAUUUUUGUACUGUCAUUUUUACUCCUGUGCUUUUUUGCCGCAGCUAUGCACUAAAGACCUUGUUGGGCUGCUGGGCCUUAUGAGAACUUUGGAAGUCAUAAGGUGGAAUAUUCUGUACCAAUGUCAACCGAGGGGUUUCAAUAUCGAGCUCUGUACCCAUAUGACAAGGAGAGGGAGGAAGACAUUGACCUAUUGCCUGGGGAUGUCCUUACUGUGAGUCGAGCAGCGUUGUUAGCAGCAGGUUGUAAAGAUGGAGAUGAGCGCGACCCAAAUCGCAUUGGCUGGAUUUUGGGCAUUAACAGUAGAACCAAACAGAAGGGAGAUUUUCCAGGGACUUAUGUGGAAUUUAUUGGUCCUGUCCGAAUGUCACUGCCAGCCCAUCGCCCACGUGGUCAGCGACCUCUUCCUGCAACUCCUACUACGUCCAGGACAGAGCAACCCACCUUACCAGGGGCGUUGCUACCUGAACUCGUUGAUCAGUUUUCCCCUCAGGAGGUAGCUCCUCCUCUUCUUGCCAAGUUGCUUAAAGUCAUUGAAAACAAAGGACUGGACAGUGAAAUGCUGUACAGGACCUCUGUCUCAGAGUUUAAGCACCCACUAAAAACCGUUUUAGAUCUCUCUGGGAUAGACCUGGAAGCAGCAGAUGUACUGUUCCUAACAGACAUGGUGAAGUUAUUCCUGGAAGAGUUACCAACUUCUGUAAUUCCACUGCACGUUCAUCGUGAUCUCAUUCAAGUGCUAUUAGAGAAUGCCGAGGAUGAGCAGAAAAGAGCGCAUGUUUCUUCAAUUUUGCAACCACCUGCUGUCCCCUUGCAACACAUACUAACUUUCCAGUACAUACUUCAGCACAUCAAAAAAGUAUGCAGUCAUAGCAACAUUAAUGGACUAACUGUGAAGAUGGCUGUAGACUAUUAUGGGCCUUUGUUGCUUCGGCCUGUGAUUGCUGGGGCUGAAGCUUUGCCUGAAUAUCCAGCAAUGCUAUUAGAGACUCUUUUGCAUAAUAAUGAUGUUCCAGCAGAACAGCUUCCUCCAGCUCUUCCUCCCAAACCCAUGAAACCCAAACUGCCAGCGGGUGUGGUAAAUGGGGCCGGAGGGACAGUGCAAGAGGCAGAGUGGUACUGGGGAGACAUUACUAGAGAGGAGGUGAAUGAUAAACUGCGAGACACACCAGAUGGGACUUUUUUGGUGAGAGAUGCUGCCAGCAAAAUUCCAGGGGAGUACACGCUUACUCUUAGAAAGGGUGGAAAUAACAAGCUGAUUAAAAUAUUCCAUCAUGACAGCAUGUAUGGUUUUUCAGAACCCCUAACUUUUACAUCUGUGGUGGCUCUAAUCACGCAUUACCGACAUGAGUCUUUAGCUCAGUAUAAUGCAAAACUGGACACCAAAUUGCUGUACCCCAUGUCCAAAUACCAGCAGGACCAGAUUGUUAAAGAAGACAGUGUGGAGGCUGUAGGUGAACAGCUGAAAAUUUAUAACCAACAGUACAGAGAUAAAAGCCGGGAGUUUGAUACUCUCUAUGAGGAAUACACAAGAACAACUCAGGAACUGCAGAUGAGGCGCACGGCCAUUGAAGCCUUUAAAGAAACCAUCAAAAUCUUUGAGGAGCAAUGUCAGACACAAGAAGCAUUCACAAAAGACUACAUGGAGAAGUGUCGCAGGGAGGGCAAUAAUCAGGAAAUUGAGAGGAUCAUCAUUAACUCUGAGAAGCUUAAAUCUCGAGUGACUGAGAUCCAUGAUAGUAAAAGCAAACUGGAGCAAGACUUAAAGAAACAAGCAACUGAAAACCGUGAGAUUGACAAGAAGAUGAAUAGCUUGAAGCCGGACCUGAUGCAGCUGCGUAAGCUUAGAGACCAGUAUCUAGUCUGGCUGCUGGGAAAUGGUGCCCGACAGAAAGACAUCAGCGAAUGGCUGGACAUGAAGAAUGAGCCUGAAGAUCCAUACUCUAUGAUGGAUGAGGAUGAGGAUCUCCCACACCAUGAAGAGAGAACCUGGUACAUGGGAAAGAUGAAGCGCGAGCAGGCAGAAGAGAUGCUAUCUGGGAAGGCCGAUGGUACCUUCUUGAUCCGUGAGAGUCGCCAGAAAGGAUGCUAUGCUUGCUCUGUUGUGGUCGAUGGUGACACAAAACACUGUGUUAUCUACAAGACAGCCACUGGCUAUGGCUUUGCUGAGCCCUAUUACCUUUACGCCUCAUUGAAGGAGCUGGUGCUAAAUUACCAGCACACAUCCCUGUUGCAGCACAAUGAUGCCCUGAAUGUAACCUUGACAUACCCCGUAUUGGCAGCACCAUCUCGGUGAACAGCAACUUCUGCCACAAAAGGAUAUGGUUUUGUUAUGAAGGUUUGUGGGUUUGACAGCGGGCUAUCCUAACCUUGGCUAUGUGUGGCCCAUUCCUCUUAAACAUAGCACUGUUGCUACUAGAGUAGCCUCAAGGUGGAUUAAUAGCUUUGUAGGUCGUUCGGUUUUCCGUGCAGCUAGAGAAAAUUGAAGGAUGCAGCUGUGUAAAGAGACAUCCUCUUUCCUCCUCAGACAAAAAUUGAGUAUUGCCAAGCUAGAGAGGGAUGAGUGUCCAUUGUACUUCUACUGUGAGAGUAGCUUUGUAUCAACAGGUGCAUGUGAUGGCAAAAUGCUUUCACUGUAAACAGUGGUGAUUGAAACCAUUAAUGAAUGAUACAAGUUUAUACCUAGUUCAGUACCUCUGAUUCUCUCUUUUUCAGGUGGUUUGUCAUCUGUUGUUGGUGCAUUAGUAACAGGACAGGGUUCCUAUAAUUCUUAUAUAAUGUAGCACCCUAAAUUCCAUAAUCAUCCUCCUUUCAAUUUCUUGUGUUGUAUUCAUUUGCAAUAUACCUCUCUAUUAUUUGUAGUAGUAUUAAAAAUCUGUUCACUUCCAAUAA
Molecule: messenger RNA, 3369 nt
Organism: Pseudophryne corroboree (corroboree frog)
Lineage: Eukaryota; Metazoa; Chordata; Amphibia; Anura; Myobatrachidae
Gene: PIK3R2
Product: phosphoinositide-3-kinase regulatory subunit 2
Exons: 16
Coding region: 599-2773 (724 amino acids)
Biological process (GO): phosphatidylinositol phosphate biosynthetic process; insulin receptor signaling pathway
Cellular component (GO): phosphatidylinositol 3-kinase complex
Molecular function (GO): 1-phosphatidylinositol-3-kinase regulator activity; protein binding
Source: RefSeq, a predicted model, not a curated record